AUGAUCCAGGAGGCCGAAGACAUACUGUGGCAGGAUCUGAUGUGGGUUGGACAGAAGAAGGACCGGUUCGAGAUUGAUCUGGAUUCGAUGCAGGACGAUCUGUCGUUGGCUGCACGUGGUGCUUCAUGGGUGACCAACGAAGCCAAUGGCAUGAAGGAUAAGACGCAGUGGAUGAUGGACCGAAUUUUGAAGGCUCCAAAAGACCAGCAGCUGUGGGACCGAAAGGGAAACACAUGGCGAAUGACUAGGGUCUGCGGGUACUCGUGCGGCCCAAAAGUUUCCACAGGGUCUGUGCACAACAGCCAAUUAGAUUGUAGGAAUCUACCAAGCACCAUGUACUUGUACCCGAGUACACGCGUAGAAAAUGUACACGCGUAG
Pseudogymnoascus destructans is the source of this 378-nucleotide messenger RNA. RefSeq lists its product as uncharacterized. NCBI's taxonomy places the organism in Eukaryota, Fungi, Ascomycota, Leotiomycetes, Thelebolales, Thelebolaceae. Bases 1 to 378 code for a protein of 125 amino acids. The record is from RefSeq and is a predicted model, not a curated record. The transcript has a single exon.